CUUCUUAAAAAUUGAAAUUUAUCUUAUAAACAAUGAAUUAUGACGAAGAAGUUGUCGUUAAAAGUUUGGAAGAGAGAUUGAAUAGUCUUGGCAUUGACGACGAUGCAAAUGAGGCAAAACAACAUGAAAGUCUUGAAGAUUUAAAAGAACAAUUUAAAGAUUUCAUAAACAGGGCAAAACAUGCUGCAAGUGAUGGAAAUUUAGAGAAGAGUUUAACUUUAUAUAAAAAAGCAUAUAAAAUACACAAGAGUGAAAAGGUGUUAAAACGAAUUGAUAAGUUGGAGAGAAAGUUGGAGGAAUAUGACGACAUCUUAAAUGAUGAUGCUAAUGCUGAUGAUGAUGAUGAAGAAGAUGUAGAAGGUUUCAAACUGCCUAAGGCUAUUCACAACAAGCUUUAUCCAUAUCAAAUUGAAGGUGUGAUGUGGUUUUGGAAACUCUAUGAAGAGAAAAAAGGAGGAAUAUUAGGGGAUGACAUGGGAUUAGGGAAGACUAUCCAAGUGAUUUCAUUUCUGGCUGGAAUGUUCAGAAGUGGCCAUGUAAAGACUGUGUUGAUAGUUAUGCCUGUGUCACUUCUCUCAAACUGGGAAAAAGAAUUUAAAAAAUGGGCUCCUGAAAUUAGGGUUGUUUUGUUCCAUGGUUCAAGCGUAAAGCAGCGUACUGAAAAUCUAGGAAAAAUUCAAUCCAGAAAAGGAGUUUGCUUAACCACCUAUGGUCUUGCAUGUUCUUGUUCUGCUCAGUUCUCUGAGGACAAAUAUGGUGGUAGAUUCACAUGGGAUUAUAUUAUACUUGAUGAGGGACACAAGAUCAAAAACACUGCAAACAAAACAACUAUUGCAAUUCGAGCAAUUCCUGCUGCAAAUCAUUUCAUUUUAACUGGUACACCAGUACAGAAUAACUUGAAGGAAAUGUGGGCUCUAUUUGAUUUUGUCUGUCAAGGACAACUCUUGGGGACAUCACGAUCAUUUAAAAAAGAAUACGAGCAACCGAUUGUACGAGCUCGUGAGAGAGAUGCAAGUGCAUAUGAGAAGAGAAUGGGUCAGGAAAUAUCUGCACAUCUUCGAGAACUGAUAGCCCCACAUUUCCUGCGACGAACCAAAGAUAUUCUUGAACAGAGCAAGAAGGCUAGUACUAGUGAAGAUGUCAAGCAUCAUGAUGAUGGUGAUGAUGAUGGUGAUGAUGGUGAUGUGGAUUCAGACAAAGAAAAUGUAGACCACAAUGGAAGAAAAAAACCAAAACUAACUCGAAAGAAUGACUUUAUUAUCUGGUUGUAUCUGUCACAGACGCAACUCCAAAUAUACGAAGAUUUUGUUAAGUUGGACAGAGUAAAGGAGAUAUUGAUGACAACUAAAUCUCCGCUGGCAGAGUUGAAUGUUCUUAAGAAGAUUUGUGAUCAUCCUCGUCUCUUGUCAACCAUGGCUUGUAAACAAUUAGGAUUGAGUGAUGAACUAGACGACGAAGACACAGAAUGUAAGUAUGAAUGGUGCUCUCCUCCCGUGGAUCAACUUGUUGAAGAAUCUGGUAAACUUGUCUUUCUUCUUCAACUUCUGGUGAAUUUAAAGCGCGAAGGACAUCGAACUCUUGUGUUUAGUCAAUCAAGAAAGAUGCUGGAUAUUAUUCAGAAGGUUUUGAAAGAUAAGGGAAUCAAAAUGAUUCGUAUCGAUGGGACGGUCGACAAUUAUGAAAGAGAGUCUCGUAUUUGCACGUUUCAAACAGACCCGUCAUAUUCCGUGUUUCUUUUGACAACACAGGUUGGAGGAGUUGGUUUAACCUUGACUGCUGCUGACAGAGUUGUCAUUUUUGAUCCAAGCUGGAACCCCGCAACAGAUGCACAGGCAGUUGAUAGGGCUUAUCGCAUUGGUCAGAAAAGAACGGUUGUCAUAUACCGUCUUAUAACGUGCGGAAGUUUAGAAGAAAAGAUCUACCGUAAACAAGUAUUUAAACAAGCUAUUACAAAACAAACGACUGGGUCUUCAAUAAAUCCUUUCAGGUAUUUCAGUAGACAUGAAUUAAGAGAACUGUUUGUUUUGGACGAUCACCGCAGCUCAAAAACGCAAAUUCAACUUGAGAAGAUGCAUUCAACUCAUCGUGUGACGGACAAUUUGCUCGAUCAACACAUUGCAUUUCUCUAUUCCACGGACAUCUUUGGAAUCAGUGAUCAUGAUUUGUUGUUCACCAAGGAAGCUGUUGCGACAGAAGACGAGAUAUCUGGCAGUUCUGAGAUGAAUGACGCUAUUCAAGCAAAGGUUCGUCGAGCAGCAGACAUCAUGAGAACUGAGUCAAGUCAAGCUAUCGCCGCACGAGAUGAUUAUUUACUUUCUUCUUUGUCGAAAGAAAAGAAAAAGAAAAAUCAAACCAAAAUUCACGAACAUAUGGAAGUUUUUAUUCCUUCCAGUGAAGACUCUACACGGUUCAAACCUGGCAGAAAGAAGUCCCAGUCUCCCGCAUCCUCCGGUGUUAUUGAUCUCACCGUGUUGGAUGCAAAAAUAGACGAUGAUGGUCUGGAGCAGAAGUUUUCCGAUAUAACAUUGAAGGAAACAGUUGAGGAGAGAAACAUGGGUUCUCCAGUCAAAAGAAAGGUUAUAAACGUUCUGGAAAGUGAUUCAGAGGAAGAGGUAUUCACCACGCCUACUGCAAGCACAUCCUCAGAUCAUGAAGAAUUAGGUGAGCCAGUGUCGCAAUGCAGUUCCGAGAACGAUGAAGGUGACGGAGAAAGUCACACUGCUGCUAAAAAUCACCUGGAGAAUGUCGCAAGUGUGUGGAACGAUGACGAAGAUUCAGAAAAUGUUCAACAAAUUACGUCACCAAGAAAUGCAUUGAUCACUUCAACGAAUUCCAUGAAAGGUGAAUGUUGUGAAAAAUCAGAAGUUAUUUUGCCAACCUACACUACAUGCUGUCCAGAAGGUAUUCAUGUGUCAGAAUCAUUCAACAUAAAGAAAUGCCCAUGUGUAUUGUCACCAACUGAAACACAGGCUCAUAAAAAUGUGCCCGAGUCUCCUCCAUCCAGUGAUGUUAUUGAUCUCCCGGUGUUGCAUACUGUGCACGACGAGGAUGAUCUGGAGAAACAGUUUUCCAAAUCGAAUGAAACAGAUGAUUCCUCAUCUGAUGGGGAGGGAAACAUUGGUUCUAAAGUCAAAAGAAAGGUUAUAAGUGUUCUGGAAAGUGAUUCCGAAGAGGAGGUAUUCACCACACCUACUGCAAGCACAUCCUCAGGUAAAGACGCCGGGGUUAUUUCAGAGAAUCUUCCAGAUAGAACAUUCGUUGUCUUGGAGGACGAUUCUGGAAUUCAAAACCAUGACUCACCGCUAUCAGAUCAUGAAGAACUUGAUGAGCCAGUGUCGCAAUGCAGUUCCGAGAACGAUGAAGGUGUGAAGGAAAGUCACGGCGACGUCAAAAAUGACUCUGAAAGUGAUGAAAGUUCGUCGAAUAUAGAGGAAAAUUCAAAACGAAGGCCAUCUGAUUCUACGAAUUCAACAGAUGAAAGUUGUGUUAAUUCUGAAAAACCAGGAGAGGAGGAAGAUCUUGAUGAGUCAGUGUCGCAAUAUAGUUCCGAGAACGAUGAAGGAAGUCACAGAGACGUUGAAAAUGACUCUGGAAAUGAUGAAAGUUCGUCGAAUAUAGGCGAAAAUUCAAAACGAAGCCCACCUCAAAGGAAUACGAUUGAUUCUACGAAUUCCACAGAUGAAAGUUGUGUUAAUUCUGAAAAACCAGGAGAGGAGGAAGAUCUUGAUGAGUCAGUGUCGCAAUAUAGUUCCGAGAACGAUGAAGGAAGGCACAGCGACGAUGAAAAUGAUUCUGGAAAUGAUGAAAGUUCGUCGAAUGAAGACGAAAAUUCCAAAAAUUUUCAACAAAGCCCCUCUUCAAGAAACGCAAAAGCUUCAACAAAUGCGAUUAAAGAUGAAAGUUUGGAUAAACCUGGAGAACCAGAAGUCAUUUUGAAAACGUACACUACAUGCUGUCCAGAAGGUAUUCAUGUGUCAGAAUCAUUCAACAUAAAGAAAUGCCAAUGUGUAAUGUCACCAACUGAAAUAGAGGCCUACAAAAUGCAUGUAAACUCAGGAAGACGCUGUGAGAAGUCAGAGGAAUUUAGAGCUGCUUUAAAACAUUUUUCAGCAGCAUACCGCCUCUGUGACAGCGAUGAAAGACUACGGACAAGGAUACAAAGCUGCUACAAACGUCUGCAAAGUUCUACCAGUUGAAAUUGUAAUUUGGUAUGGAUUAGCAAGACC
Messenger RNA from Dendronephthya gigantea, 4226 nucleotides. Its product is annotated as DNA excision repair protein ERCC-6-like. NCBI's taxonomy places the organism in Eukaryota, Metazoa, Cnidaria, Anthozoa, Malacalcyonacea, Nephtheidae. Gene Ontology annotation, molecular function: ATP-dependent chromatin remodeler activity; ATP binding; DNA translocase activity. The transcript is spliced from 26 exons. The coding region runs from base 33 to 4196 and encodes 1387 amino acids. The record is from RefSeq and is a predicted model, not a curated record.